Molecule: messenger RNA, 1533 nt
Organism: Aspergillus pseudonomiae
Lineage: Eukaryota; Fungi; Ascomycota; Eurotiomycetes; Eurotiales; Aspergillaceae
Exons: 8
Coding region: 242-1408 (388 amino acids)
Source: RefSeq, a predicted model, not a curated record
GUCAGGAUAGGCGUCAUGCUACAUAUCAAGAAAUCGUGCACGUAGUGGGGAAAGCCACGUAUGUAACCCUCAUUUGCACGACGGACUAUCACGGAAAAGAAGGAAGUCAAGAUAGCGCCCAACGCUUAAAAUCAUCUCACUAAAGUCGAAGGAGCUCCUUGUGUUUCUAACUUCCUCCUCUUUCAAUUCUCGUUGCUAUCGUUGACCACCCUGCCAUCCUGUGUAAACCACGCCAUACGACAUGUCUUCUUCAAUACCGUCGACGACUAGCGUCUUUCAAAAAUUAAAUCAGCAAAUUUCUACUCCAGCGACAGUUUCGGCCUGCCUUCAGGCCGUGUCUUUGCUGUCUGAGGUUGAGCGCAAGGUCCUUGUGGAGUCCCCUGCCAAGUACCACAUCACACCUACAGACAAGGAGGCAUUCACAACCGCUGCCGUGCGGGCACUAUCCUCAGAUGAUCUGGACCAAGAGCUUGUAGAGGCUGCCAGCGGGGCCUCUGAUGCAGUCAAUGGCAUUCUUGAACUAAUGGUGGGCCUUAUAAUCAAUUUAGCAUGGGGCGAUUCGAUGAACGGCACGCACCUCACUGAACAGUAUGAGCCGAUUAUGAGGUUGUACUGCAAGACCAUGAGGGAUGGGAUUCCGCUUGCCAACACGAUUGCUCAGUAUGCGGAAGACUUCGACAAUAAAGUCAUUGGACUCUGUGCAGAUAGUUCUCUAACUAUGAAUGAGCGUAUAUCGACAAUCCAAGGAUACAUCAAGGAUGCGGAAGGGUACCAAACCACGGCAACUGAGAUGCAGAGCACCCUAGAGUCUGUGUUUGAAAAAACCAUCCAUUUCAUAAACCAGCUCGGGAGCCAGUCACUGAAGAGCGACACGAAGGAGAGGGCAAAAGGCUUCCCAGCACCGAGGUUAACAAAGAAAUUCCCAGACGUGCCGCUCGAUGUACAAAUCCCAGCACUCAGGGUCGCUCUGGAAUCACCUUUCGGGCCAUACGUCAUGAUUGCUGGUCUGCUUGGAGUUGCUAACCCUGAAGCGACCAUCGCGGCCUAUUCUAUUGCUGCGUCUAUGACCAAUCAGGAAUAUGUACCUAUCACAACAGUCAUAUCUGACCUAGCCACGCAGGGGCAAUCAGGAAGUGCAGAGGACACCAACACGGAGUAUUUCAACGAGUUUCGCGAGCAUAUCGGAGUUCUCGCUGGUUACUGGGGAAGUACACUUAUUGAUGCACGAGAAAUCGAGUCAUGGUUGAAAAUGGGCGCCUCUCUCGUAGAUAUACCCACCUACAUGGAAAAAGCGCUGAAUGGAGGGGUCAAGCUCUAUGUGAAAGUAGGCAACUACUUGCGACUGUACGCCGAACAGACCAGCCAGAUACCUUGGGAUCACUGGGUUAAUGCCGAUGAGAAUUCGUAGCUGAACAUAGUGGGCUCUUGUGCUGCCUUCAUCCCUAUGCCUGGCCUGAUGUUGCCGUUUUUAGUAUUCUACACCUUUUUCGUAUUAUAGUAUAGGGCAGUUAUUCAAUGCAUCCUUGUCUGUCC